This is a messenger RNA of Cuscuta campestris, 1486 nucleotides long. NCBI's taxonomy places the organism in Eukaryota, Viridiplantae, Streptophyta, Magnoliopsida, Solanales, Convolvulaceae. The record is from the annotation of a GenBank genome assembly.
GGAUAAGGCCGGCCCAUCUUGAUCAAGAAGAAGUCGGUCAUGAAGGUCUCACACUCAAAUCACGCCUGAUGGGGACGUAUGCUCGGUCAAUAGAAAGGAUGAGGACUGGGAUGUACCGCAAGCCCAGAAAAAAAUUAAAGGGCAAGGCCAUUCAACCGGAGGGAUCAAGGCGUUUGGCCUUCCAAAGGUUGGGACAUGAAGGAAGGAAUCACAACCAACCGGCCAAGGAACGGCUGGGAAUAGAGACCAUCCAGGUCAGCGCAUUCGACCGGUUGGGAGGAGGCGGCGGACGACCUGGUCGAACCAGGCAGACCGAACCUGGUCCUCAGGACGAGCCCCAGCACAGCCAGGUGCCUCGGGAGGAUGAGGAAACAGAAAGUCACCCUAGGCACAUUGUUCGAACGCAUGUUGAGCAGCCCAAGGAUCGAGUGGAUCGGGUAGAAGCCGGAUUGGAGAAAUUACAAAGGCGGGUAGAUAGGGAUGAAAAGAAGAAGGUUUUGCUGAAUGGAUCGCCGUUCACUAACCGGGUACAUGAGACCCCUUUCCCAAAAAAGGCCAAACUCGAGGUCCCAAAGUUCACUGGCAAGGAGGACCCAGAAAUCCACGUCAAAACUCUCCACCAAAGUGGGAGGAUGAUGGGACUCACCGGGGAUGAGAAGUGUUUAGUUUUCUUCCAAACCCUCCGCGGCCGAGCCGCUGGGUGGUUUCACAAUCUUCCCUCUGGUGAGAUUGACUCCUUUGAUGAGUUGGCAGAGGUGUUUCAGGAGAAGUUUAAAGAAAACUGUACCAAGAGGAAAAAAUUCACCUACUUGAUGAGUACGGCUGGGCAGAGGGAACAUGAAGAUCUGACCAAGUUCCUGACUUGGUGGAAGGACGAAGUUGACAAGGUUGAGGAAAUGGACGAUAAAACCGCCAUGUCCCUCCUGGUCUCCGGGCUUCGGUCCGGAGAGUUAUACAAAGAAUUCUGCACGAGGCCCCCUCAAUCUUACCCAGAGGCCUACAACACGGCCUGGGACUAUGCAGAUGCCGAAGCCCAGGUCUUGUCCAAGAGGGAGGCUGAGCAGGGUCCCUGGAGGGGAAGGAAUGUGGUGAAAAAGGAAACAAAUCUACCCGAAAGGGUAAAAACGGAAGUGUUGGAAGUGAAGGCGGAGAAGACGGAGAAGAAACAAACCGGGGGAAAGUAGUGGACGGAAAAAUAAUAUACAUGUAAUGUUCAACUUGUGUUUGUUUUAUUUUAAUUUUGUUUCAGCCUGAAUACCAUGUACGUACAAUAAGCCCGAACGUGUGAUGUCGGACUACUAAGUCCCGCACAAUCACGCUAUAAGAGACGCACGAGGCAUAAUCUCUUACGCAUGCAUAUGAUGUGGUAUGCUUCAAUAUGAAUGAUGAAAUGAAUGAUAUGAUAUGAACAAUUUGUAAACAAUAUGAAUAUAUAAUCAUGCAUUAGUUUAUUUGGAUGAAACAUGAUUAAAAUAUCAUUUAAUUA